AUGGACGACGACUUCGGAGCCGACCGAGACUUCCUCGCCGCCCUCGCCGCGUCCGACUCACCAGGCCCCAGUCGCGUGAAUCCGCGGCAGCCUGUCCCACAGAGGAUCCAACAGCCCACCCCCCAGAGGCUCGACAGACCUCCGCCCAGCAAUGCCGCCUCGGCACCUGGCGUCAAGCAGCCCACCCCGCAGGCCCUCCCUCAGCGCGCCGCCGGCUCUUCUAUCCUGGUCUCGCCCCGCCAGAAGGGCAAUCCCGUGCUCGCAUGCCUCAAGUCCCUCCCUUGGGAGUAUAGCGACAUCCCCGCCGACUACGGGCUGGGCCUGACAACAUGUGCCCUGUUCCUGAGUCUGAAAUAUCACCGCCUCCACCCCGAGUAUAUAUACACGCGGAUCCGAAACCUCCAGGGCCGCUACAACCUUCGCAUCUUGCUCGCCAUCGUCGACAUUCCCAACCAUGAAGACUCGCUUCGCGAGCUCUCAAAGACCAGCCUCGUCAACAACGUCACCCUGGUCCUGUGCUGGUCUGCCGCCGAGGCCGCCCGCUACCUCGAGCUGUACAAGUCCUACGAGCAUGCAAACUUCGCCGCCAUCAAGGCCGCCCAGGCAACCUCGUACGCGGACAAGCUCGUCGAGUUCGUCACUGUCCCGAGGUCCGUCAACAAGACCGACGCCGUCGCCCUGGUCAGUACCUUUGGCAGCCUCAAGGCCGCCAUCAACGCCGACCCAGAGACCAUCGGUGUCAUUGGCGGCUGGGGAGAAAAGAAGGUCAAGGCGUGGACAAAGGCCGUCGAGGAGCCCUUCAGGGUGAAGAAGUCCGCCAGGAGGAGGCUGGAGACCGAGGAAAGCACAGAGGCCGAGGUCCAGAGGAGGAGGAACCUGGACGUGGCCAGGCCCUUAGGUAGGGUGCCCCAAAGGGAGGUGGCCGAGUUGGCGGCUUCGAGAAGCCACGGUGAAACAAGUGCCAGUGAGCAGGGCCAACAGCAGGCGAAAAGAGCGAGGCAGUUUCAAAUUGCCGGCGAAGAUGACGAGGACGAGGACGCAGAGCUUGCUGCUGUGAUCGCGGAAUCAAGGCAGACGGCUGAGCUAGAAGCCAGGGCGCGGGCUGGUGCAGGAGCCGGGCCAUCUACAUCAGAGCGGGCCCCGUCAAGGAGCAAAGGGGACGAUGAGCUCGCAGGUGGCGUUGCUGCGGCUUUGGCGAAGCUGAGAAAGGGAUGA
Molecule: messenger RNA, 1215 nt
Organism: Diaporthe citri
Lineage: Eukaryota; Fungi; Ascomycota; Sordariomycetes; Diaporthales; Diaporthaceae
Exons: 2
Coding region: 1-1215 (404 amino acids)
Biological process (GO): UV-damage excision repair; mitotic recombination; nucleotide-excision repair
Cellular component (GO): nucleotide-excision repair factor 1 complex; nucleus; ERCC4-ERCC1 complex
Molecular function (GO): damaged DNA binding; single-stranded DNA binding
Source: RefSeq, a predicted model, not a curated record